GCAGUCGCUUUGACUGGCAGUGGCAGACGCUUUCAACUCCCCUUCCCUGCGCCGACCCCCAAACUCUCCAAACCCUCCAAAACCCAAACCCCCGCGGCCCCAAAAUACCAAAGCCAGCAGAAGGGAUGCAGCAGCCGAUGCCCAUGCAGCCGCAGGCGCCGGCGAUGACCCCGGCCGCCGGAAUCACCACGGAGCAGAUCCAAAAGUAUCUGGAUGAGAAUAAGCAGCUUAUUUUGGCUAUUUUGGAAAAUCAGAACCUAGGAAAAUUGGCAGAAUGUGCUCAGUAUCAAUCACAACUUCAGAAGAACCUCUUGUAUCUCGCUGCAAUCGCAGAUGCCCAACCACAGACUGCUGUAAGCCGCCCUCAGAUGGCGCCGCCUGGUGCAUUGCCUGGAGUAGGGCAGUACAUGUCACAGGUGCCUAUGUUCCCACCAAGGACACCUCUCACACCCCAACAGAUGCAGGAGCAGCAACUUCAGCAGCAGCAGGCUCAGUUGCUAAAUUUCAGUGGCCAGAUGGUUGCUAGACCUGGCAUGGUCAACGGCAUGCCUCAGUCCAUUCAAGCUCAACAAGCUCAGCCAUCACCAGCAUUGAACAAACAGGAUGCUGGUGGAGUCGCCUCAGAGCCCUCGGGCACUGAGAGCCACAGGAGCACUGGUGGUGAUAAUGAUGGUGGAAGCGACUAGGCCAACAAGUCCUGAUAAUUUACAAGCUAGCCUUUUAGGUCGCAAAAGAUGCAUGUAUACUACCGAUGAUGAAGAGAGGAUCAUUCCUGUGCCCUUCAAUGAUAAGUGGCCGUGAUCUUCGCGUGGAUGAUGAUCAGUAGCUGUCACAUUUUACCUUUGUUGUCAGUCUGUAGAACAGACUUAGAUUAUUGUGACUUUUAUUUGCUUGCUGUUUUCCAUACUGUACUUUUGUAGGCCCGAAGCCAUAUGCUAGUUUAUGGUUUCAGGAGCUGGAUUCAGUUACGAGUUGUGAUGGCAAAACUUUCAACUCUUAAGGUAGCUGGAUUCAUUUGUGAAUUGUGUUAGAGCUGAAUGUCAUAUGAAGUCAUAUAGCCUCCAAGAACUUA
Molecule: messenger RNA, 1072 nt
Organism: Sorghum bicolor (sorghum)
Lineage: Eukaryota; Viridiplantae; Streptophyta; Magnoliopsida; Poales; Poaceae
Product: GRF1-interacting factor 2
Exons: 4
Coding region: 126-686 (186 amino acids)
Biological process (GO): positive regulation of transcription by RNA polymerase II
Cellular component (GO): nucleus
Molecular function (GO): transcription coactivator activity
Source: RefSeq, a predicted model, not a curated record